Toxotes jaculatrix (banded archerfish) is the source of this 3521-nucleotide messenger RNA. Its product is annotated as ras-related protein Rab-5A. The coding region runs from base 219 to 869 and encodes 216 amino acids. The record is from RefSeq and is a predicted model, not a curated record. Lineage: Eukaryota; Metazoa; Chordata; Actinopteri; Toxotidae. Gene Ontology annotation, molecular function: GTP binding; GTPase activity. The transcript has 6 exons.
UCUAAGGGGAAGUUGCGAGAAGAAAGAAAGGAGGAGACGUGACGGGAUUGUUGAAAUUAUUUUCUUGGUUUCCCCAGCACCACCUCACCACUGUGUCCCGGGUUCCUUGUGUAAAUACUACAGCGGUGGUAUUUGAAGUUUAAAACAUCGUCUGGCUCUCAGCAGAAGUCCUGAUAGUGAGGUUUGGCACACAGGACACCGGGGGAUCUGACUAGGUCAUGGCCAAUCGGGGAGGAGCUACGAGACCCAAUGGACCCAAUGCAGGGAACAAGAUCUGUCAGUUUAAGCUGGUGCUGUUGGGGGAGUCAGCUGUUGGGAAGUCCAGCUUAGUGCUUCGUUUCGUCAAAGGCCAGUUCCAUGAAUUCCAGGAGAGCACAAUAGGAGCGGCCUUUCUCACCCAGACAGUGUGUCUAGAUGACACAACAGUGAAGUUUGAAAUCUGGGACACUGCAGGUCAGGAGCGUUACCACAGUUUGGCACCCAUGUAUUACAGAGGAGCACAGGCUGCUAUUGUGGUCUACGACAUCACAAACGAGGAGUCCUUUGCACGGGCAAAGAACUGGGUGAAGGAGCUGCAGAGACAAGCUAGCCCUAAUAUAGUCAUCGCUCUGUCAGGCAACAAAGCUGACCUAGCCAACAAAAGAGCUGUCGACUUCCAGGAUGCUCAGUCCUACGCAGAUGACAACAGCUUACUUUUCAUGGAGACGUCGGCCAAGACAUCUAUGAAUGUGAAUGAGAUAUUUAUGGCUAUUGCAAAGAGAUUGCCUAAGAGUGAGCCUCAGGCUCCAGGAGGCAACACUGGGCGGAACCGGGGAGUGGACCUGACAGAAGCUGCCCAGCCAGCCAAGGCUCCAUGCUGCAGUAACUAACGUGAAGAAUGCCCCCCCCCAAUCCCCCCACCCACCAACCUGUAUAGCAGUAACUAAUGCGGCUGAUGCCCCGAAUGCCACUGCAGUUACUAAUGCAAUGUGUUGUACCCUUAUCUCCAAUUCUCUGAUCAGCAAAACAAGAUGCCCUGAGCCCACCUUCCAUUUUGCAGUAGCGAAGCCAAUGCCAUUACACUGAUCUGUCAACAUGGCUCUGCCUCUUUUCCUACAUUAUGGUUCUGCUGCUACCUGGUGAAUCCUCUUAACCCUUCUUUCUUACUUUCUGCCAUCUAACUUGUUACAUCCAUCAGUGAUUACUGAUAGACUAAUGACCGCAGAGCUUAGAGAAUAUUAGUGCACCCUACCUUCCAUCAUCUUUCUUCCAAUGUGUAGAUAUGAGUUUCAUUUAGAGGAAGUGGUCACUUCCCUUUUCUGGAAUAGCUUAAGACAUUACUACAGCGAUUCUAAAACCAGUCUUCUGUUUUUGUUCAUUUUUGAUACAUUUUGUUAAUUCUUUUUUGCUAUCUUUUUUUCAAAAUUAUAGAUGCACAUACCUCUAUAUGUACAUGGCCUAAAAUAGGAAAACAAAAAACUUUGUUUUACCUUUUGGCUGAAACAGCACAGAAAAGAAAACUAUUAGAGAAGAGGAGUGUAUUCUUAUGAAUCUGAGAAAGAGGAAAGGCUUGGGGUGGAGACAGAGAGAUGAACCCAAAGCUUUUGUAACUUGGACUCUCUUAUCUGAAAGCUUGUAAAAGUUGUGGACUCUAGUUCUUUUAGAUUUUCUCUCUGUGAUUCUCUGCCUGUCCACUGCUAUCCAUGUUCUUUUUCCACUAAACCCAAAGUAGCGCCAGUGUACAUUCUCUUCUGCCACCCUAAGGCUCUAUUCUGGGGCUAUGCCUGCUUCUAGCUGUCCCUAGUGGCGUCGUGCAAUGUUUCACAGUAUUUACUCUGUGAUUUUCAGUGUCUGCAAGGACCAUUGCAGCACAGUAAAGCCCCCUGCUCCACCCAGCAUUCUCCACAACAAGGCGCAGGGGUCUCUGAGGUACACACCAGUGUCACCACCUCUCCACCUCCUAAUGCAGUGUCCUUUCAUAAGUCUUGUAUACACCGCCUCUCUGUGGUUAUACUGGGGUCUCUUGGGUUUCUGCCUUUGGAUGAUUUAGUUAAUGCAGAUUACCUUUUCCAUUGUGUUAAUGUUGCUGGACCGCUGCUGGUUUUGCACAUGGUAAAAAGCGAAGGUGACGGUAGUGAGUGGGGAGUUGCAAUAUGUAAGGUUGCUUCAUAAUCACCUUCAAAUCAUAAAUAUUUGUCAUCUUCUCUUGAUUAGGAAGUGCUUUAGACACCGCUGUGUCACUGUAUACAAACUGGGCCUGGACUGGCUGGCAGGUGACAGAUUUCAUCCAUAGACUCACUCACACGUGCCCAUUUAUGUGUGUGUAUGUUUGAACAGUUUUGCACAUAAACACACAUUACAUGACUUCUUCCUUCUGAACUCUGUCAGACCUAAACAUCGUUGUACAUAAGCACACACAUACACACACGUAGUCUGUUACAUCACUUCCCUGCCUAUGUUGACAACAUAUUUGUGUUUUUUUCCCAUCCCACCCCCACAUUGUUAUAUACAGACACAUGCAAACGCAUGCACACACACACAUUUCAUACAGUACAUGUGGUUAAUAACUCUUUUUACAGGUCUGUCUUACUCAUGCCUUGCACUAAUGAUGCUCAUGAAUAUAACUUGUCAUAAUUGCAGCCAGUGUGAUAUAAAUAUAUAUAUAUAUAUAUAUAUAUAUAAAAAAUAUAAAUAUAUAAAUAAUAUACUGUAAAUAGGGUGUUGCAGUGUAGUCUAUCUUUUUUUUUUUCAAUUUACCAGUGACAGGACUAAUGCUUGCUAAGGGAGCUGUCUAGAUAAUCAAGGAAAAAAAUGUACAGUUAGAAAAAAAACAGCUACAAUCUGGGUUUGGAAUUUUGUUGCUGUUCCUUUUUUCACACAAAUGGUUAAAUUAUAAUCAGUGGUGGUCUUUAUAAAUGUAUGUAGUGUUAUUAACAAAAAAAUGAAAUUGCAUUUAUUUAGUCGUCUGUCUUGUACCUUUUUCUCAAAAGAAAAAAAAAUAAUAUCAAAAUAUUUUGGUUUCUAUUUUUUAAAAUGAUCUCUUUAUUGGGUUUCACUAAUUCUCUUUUUCGUGGUAUUGGGCUACCAUGCCUUGUCCAGUACUCCUCCCUGUAAGUAGACCUGAACCUCCAGAGACACUGGUUGUAAAAACUCCAGAGGUGUCAGACACAAUACAAACCAGUUUAAGUAACCAACUGUCUGCCCUCCAUAACAUCUCAGUAACAUUGUGAUGAUAUUGUAGCAACAGUGUAACAACUAUCAGCUGGCACAAUGGUGAUUCAUGAAUAAAUGAAUUAACACAUAAUAGGGAUGUAAAUUCUUUUUUUUUUUAUUAUUUUAUUUUUGCCGUGAGCACUUAAUUGCAGCCGAAAACAUUUAAAUGCAAGCAUUUUACAGUACUGUUAUGUAAUGACCAAAUAAAUACUGAAAUAAAUUUGAUCAUUUAUUAUUGUAAUCAGGCUGUGUGUAUGUGUGCGCGCAUGGAACUGGUGAUAUUUGUUCAGUAGCUUUCCAAAAAAAGUUUUUAAAAAGAAAAAAAAGGA